Acipenser ruthenus (sterlet) is the source of this 6226-nucleotide messenger RNA. RefSeq names its product polypeptide N-acetylgalactosaminyltransferase 1. Gene Ontology annotation, cellular component: Golgi apparatus. The coding region runs from base 819 to 2492 and encodes 557 amino acids. The transcript is spliced from 12 exons. The record is from RefSeq and is a predicted model, not a curated record. Lineage: Eukaryota; Metazoa; Chordata; Actinopteri; Acipenseriformes; Acipenseridae.
GACAGAGCCAAGGAGGAGGGCAGUUGCUGCUCCGCAACUAGCGACACACAGAGGAAAGCGAAAAGCGAAAAGCGGAGUGCCAGAGAACUGUGCUCGCAAGUGCAGGUUUGGGAAAUCCUUGACUAAUUUGGUUUACAUUUCCCACGGACAGACACAAACAGAGGCACGAGGGGCCGGGAAUUGGCACGACGAUGAGUUGGAUCCCGUUGUAUUUGUUCCUGCAAUAAUUUAAUCGGAGAGUUUUCUGCUGUUGUGAAAAGCGAGCGGUUUUAAUUUUUUUUUUAUCAGGAACUCUACAAUAGAACCGGUAACUGCAGAACAAGACUACGAAUUGCACUUUCUCAUUGAUUAAAAGAAAAACUGCACUACGCUUGUUUGUUGUAUGUAAGGUUAUUGCGUUUUUAUUUAUCAUAUCGAAUCGCCGACUUUAUUCCUUCGACUCGAGUUCCUAUCUCUCUGUCGAACUCUACGGAAUGAUUUUGCAGCGUCCAUCCUUGACUGUUGAUAUUUAAUUAUAUGUUGUUGACUUUUACUUUUGAGUUUUAGUAUUUUUUUUUUUUUUUUUGCAGUUCUGUUUUUUUAUUCUGCAAGCUGGCAUUGCACCGUUAAAUAUAUAUAAAUAUAUAUCAAGGAAGCAGUACGUAACGGAGCAUUUGAAAAGCAGCCUGAGGGAUGAGACUUAAUCUAUAAGAGGAAUUGUGACUAUAACUGAAAACCCAAAUCUGCAGUCCAUUUAAAAAGGUCUGGUAGUCAACAGCCUUUCCCUGCCCCCCCGAGGAACUCCUGGUACACACCCUGCCUGCCUCCCACACAGUGCCAUGAGGAAGUUUGCCUACUGCAAGGUGGUGCUGGCCACCUCGCUGGUCUGGGUCAUGCUGGACAUGUUCAUCCUGCUCUACUUCAGCGAAUGCAACAAGUGCGAGGAGAAGAAGGAGAGGGGCCUGCCUGGCCAUGAAGUGGUGAUCCAGAAGCCUCAGGAAGGCCCUGGGGAGAUGGGUAAGCCCGUAGUGAUCCCGAAAGAUAACCAGGAAAAGAUGAAGGAGAUGUUUAAAAUCAACCAGUUCAACCUCAUGGCCAGUGAGAUGAUCGCUCUCAACAGAUCUUUACCUGAUGUCAGGUUAGAAGGGUGUAAGAACAAGCUGUACCAAGACGACCUGCCUCGCACGAGCGUCGUGAUCGUGUUUCACAAUGAGGCGUGGAGCACGCUGCUGCGCACGGUGCAGAGUGUCAUCAAUCGCUCACCACGCCACCUGCUGGAGGAAGUGGUUCUGGUGGACGACGCCAGCGAGAGGGAUUUCCUGAAGCGGCCCCUGGAGCAGUAUGUGCGGCAGCUAGAGGUGCCGGUGCGGGUGGUGCGGAUGGAGCAGCGGUCAGGGUUGAUCCGGGCCCGGCUCAGGGGGGCCUCCCUCUCCACCGGCCAGGUCAUCACCUUCCUGGACGCUCACUGCGAGUGCACCAUGGGCUGGCUGGAGCCGCUGCUCGCCAGGAUCAAACUGGACAGGAGGACAGUGGUGUGUCCCAUUAUCGACGUGAUCAGUGAUGACACCUUCGAGUACAUGGCAGGCUCAGACAUGACAUACGGAGGAUUUAACUGGAAGCUGAAUUUCCGCUGGUAUCCCGUGCCUCAGAGAGAAAUGGACAGAAGGAAAGGAGACCGGACCCUGCCUGUAAGGACCCCCACUAUGGCAGGAGGCCUUUUCUCCAUAGACAGGGACUACUUCCAAGAAAUCGGGACGUACGAUGCAGGCAUGGAUAUCUGGGGAGGAGAGAACCUGGAAAUUUCCUUCAGAAUCUGGCAGUGUGGCGGCACCCUGGAGAUCGUGACGUGUUCCCACGUAGGCCACGUGUUCCGGAAAGCCACUCCUUACACAUUCCCCGGUGGGACCGGCCAGAUCAUCAACAAGAACAACCGGCGCCUGGCAGAGGUGUGGAUGGACGAAUUCAAGAACUUCUUCUACAUCAUCUCCCCAGGUGUCACCAAAGUGGAUUACGGGGACAUUUCUGCAAGAGCGAUGCUGAGACAGAAGCUGCAGUGCAAGCCCUUCUCCUGGUACCUGGAGAAUGUGUACCCCGACUCCCAGAUCCCUCGCCAUUACUUCUCCCUCGGAGAGAUCCGAAAUGUAGAAACUAACCAAUGUCUGGAUAACAUGGCAAGGAAAGAAAACGAGAAAGUGGGAAUCUUUAACUGCCAUGGAAUGGGAGGGAACCAGGUUUUCUCCUAUACUGCUAAUAAAGAAAUCCGCACAGAUGAUUUGUGUUUGGAUUUGUCCAAGCUGAAUGGCCCCGUCAUGAUGCUCAAGUGUCAUCACCUGAAAGGCAAUCAGCUGUGGGAGUACGACCCUCUGAAACUGACCCUGGUGCAUGUGAACAGUAACCAGUGCCUGGACAAAGCCACGGAAGUGGACAGCCAAGUGCCGAGCGUCAAAGACUGCAACGGGAGCCGCUCCCAGCAAUGGCUGCUCCGCAACGUCACGCUCCCAGAGAUUUUCUAACAUCCCGGGGAUAUGAAUAUGAAAACAAAGAAAGAAAGAUUUCGACUGGGCUACCUCGGCAUACCCUUCCGCCACACUCUGAUACAGAAAACAGUGUCUCACUUAACAGGGACCACUCCCUGCCACGAGAUUUUAGAGACUCUAGCGACAAAAGAAUCAAGACUUGAUAGUUGUGCACUUGCCUUCUUUCGCAAGGGUGUGAAACUUCAUCGAUCUGGUGCAACUGUGCACAUGUUUAUGUUUACGUGACAGCCUUUCUGACUGUUUUGUUUAGUUUUUUCUUUUUCUUUCUUUUUUUUUUAAAUAAGGUGAAAAGGGCAACAAAGUGUUUCAUAUCAAAGGAUAAUUUUACAGGAUUUUCAGUGAAGCUGAUACAUAAUCAAUGGAGUGGCUUCUUAGGAGAGAACAGCAUAUCAUUGCUGUUUACAUGCACAUCCAUCUCGCUGACUGGAAAAGCCAGCCUAUUCUUCACAAGCCAUUUCCUAGGAUAUCAUUCACUGUCUCCUGUACCUGCAAAUGCACACGGGAAUGUAAGGGUUGAACAGAGCACCGGAUUGUAUUUGUUAUGAAAAGACUUGUGUUAUUAAGCAGAAAAAAUGAUAAAACUGGGUUGAAAUGACUUAAGUUUUAAAAAAAAAAUACAGUUUGUGAUAUUGAAUAUCUAAUUCAAUUUAUGUCCUUACGUCAUGAUGUUUUUUUUUUUUUUUUUAUACGUGUUUGUGAGUGUGCCACAGAACAUGUUUUUUUUUUUUAAAUUAGAAGUUCACAUAGCUAAAGAAUAUCCAGUUAGAUGUUUUAAUACCCCAGGUCAAUUGCCUUUUGGUUUGCUAUUUUUCAUUUUCUUCCUGGUCCUGUGGUCUGUCUGUGAUGUCUGCAUUUUUACAGUGCCACUACAAGAUGUACUGUCCUGCUAGACUACUGUGCUACUAUCUCAGUCUCCCCUCAGCUGGUCACCCUCUGAAAUACACCUUUGUACUUUUAAAUUGGUUUUAGCAUUGCAUUUUAACUCUCCUUUCUUCCACUACUAGUGAACACACACACACACACACACACACACACACACACACACACACACACACACACACACACAAACACACAAACAAACAAACACAGAAACCUAAUAAGUAGCUGAUGUAGCCUAAAAGGGAUGCCUUGUUUGUUUGGAACUCCAGUGUUACCACUGUAAAUUGAUUCAUACAAUUCUUGUACUUUCAAUUGCUACCAAACAAUAGACUGAUGUGGGAGAAAGUGUUUGCCACCUACUGUAUGUCUAUUGAAAGCAAAAUAAUGAUUUUCCGAGAGAGAUUUUAUUAUGUGGAAAGUGUAAAAUGGGCACCGUCAUUUAUUUUGUUAAAAGUCCUACUUUUUUAUGGUGUUCUUUGGGCCUAUUUAGCGUGACUUGCAGCUGCAAAGAGUGUAAUUGUAAUCUCUAGUAUUGCUUGCCCCCAGGGUGGCACAUAUCAGAGAAGCAUGCUAGUGAGGAAGAAUAGGAGCUACUAGAGAAAAGAGUUUGCUUAGUUUGCACAUACUGGACACUGCAGAAGAAAUUGUGACUCUCUGGUAAAGGGGUGCGUGGCACUGUAGCCUCCCAGCCCAGAUGGUAUUGGCAGUGACAUAGACUCAGACACAGAAAGCUGCAAGUUAAAUUGUGCUAAAGCGCUCUUUAUUAACACAAAUAAAUAAAACAAAACACAUUAACAACAUAAAAUGGCACAAGGGCCAAAACAAAUAGUCUACACAAACACUCAGACAUAAACAGGACACGGACAUGGACUUAAACACAGUACAGCACCACAGCAACACCAACCUACACACCAACAUUAACUCUAAACUAAUUUCAACACCCGUGAACACCUAUUUUAUACACCUGUGGCCACGUGUUUUGACAGGGAGAAAUGUAGCCCCCUCCCUGCCAACCCAAUAUUCCCCACACAAGCACGUGCAGUGGCAAGGCUUUUACACUGCCACAGGGCUUCAUAGCUUUCUCCUCUGCGUUAUCCGACCCCCUUACAGUGCAGUGCAACAAAGCACAGCAUUCUUCACCUCACAUUGAGAGAGCCAUUGGGCUUUUUAAUAGAGGUGCUAUCACAGGCUUAUUUCUAGUAUGUGGUUUGAAAGUCGUUGAUGAAGGACGAUGGGGGGUUAGGUACUGGAUCUGUUUAAGAAUAUCUGUAUAUAUAGAGAAUUAUCAAAAAAGUGUGGUUUUUUUGCAAUAAGGGCUGUAUCUGUGCCCACUAUCACUAACCUAAAGGGCACGAACUUCAACACAGGUUUCGGACAAGAUUGAUCAAGGGAAUGGGUGAGAACUACAUCUUACCUGGUUUUUGACAAACACCCCAAAAAGGUUAGAUUAAUUUUCAGAAAUUGUGUGAAAUAAUUGAGAGAAAGCUGUUUUUAUCAAUGUGCUGCUGCAGCAAGACUGACAUAUAUCUAAAAGGCCUACAAUUAGUCGACAUGCAUAAACCACUAGUUCUAGAAACUCCCAAUCACUGCUUCCACGUAUUAUCAAUGCUAUUUUCAUUACUUGCUAGUACUAUUAUUGUUGUUGUUAUUAAUUAUCAUUAUUUUUUAUUAUUUAUUUGGUCUUGUCCCUGAAUAUAGCACCUCGAUAAACCAGAAGAGAGGUUUUAUGUGCUUUUCAAGUAGUUCUGAGAAAAGUAAACAUCUAUAAACAUGUUAUUAGUAGGAUGAUUUUUUUAUUUUUUUUAUUUUUUUUAACAGUAUAAUCCAAUAGGACGUGUUGUCUUAAAGUAAAUACUGGUACACUGUUAAAGAUUUGUACUAAUGUCUUAGUUACAUGUUUUAUCAUAACAGGCUCAUAUUGUUAUAGCAUUCAUAAGAACGUAAGAGAAGUCUGGGAAUGAUAAUGAUAAAAGACCUUUUGACCCAAGGAUGCUCGUCCCUCCCUAGGACACCAUUUGCCUAGCUAAGGAGAUCUAAUUCAAUGGGACAAAAUCUGCUAUUUUUUAAUGUUCCUUGCAUUUUUAGAUGUUUUUAACUUCACUUUGUAGACUAUUCCCUGCAUUUAUAACUGUAAAAAAAGUGGUUCCUACUUUCCAUGUAUGCCCCCUGUGCUAAAUUUGUAGUGACUUGGGUUAACUUAUCUACACUAUUUAGGGUGUUUUAUAAACUUCAGAGUGAUCAAAUGAUGCACAUGAAUCAUUUUGCUUCAGAGGAGAAUAUAAGGUUCUUGUUUUUUUGUCAUUGCUAGCUGUCCUUUAGUGUGGGUCAACAUGUGUUAAUUAUCUGAAUCCCCACCACAAUAAACCAAAAUAAAAAGGGGUUCAUUGGUAGAGAGAACGGUAGGCAUUUACAAUAAAGGACCAUUUCAUUUCAGAUUGAUUCUUUCUUUAGAACUCACGUUAAUGAUGAACAAUAGUUUCUGUGUGUGUGUGUAUGUUUUUACACUAGCUCUGUUAAAUUAUAAUGAACAUUUACUAAAAAAAAUGUAAUCCAUUUUGUUUUAAGCAGCAAAUUCAGUCCUUCGUUAUCCCCUCUUAUCCCCUCAUAGACAGGUUGAAGUUUGUCAUGAAUCUCUGUUCUUCCACGCCUGGCUGUCUUUGAACCUGUAAUGACUGAACUGUUUUUCAAUGGGACCAGCUGAAGGUUUACUGCAGGUUGCCAUUGCUCCAUCCUUUCAACAGAUCCCUCCCUGUCAGAUGCUCUUUAAUGUAAUGUUGAUCAAGCUGCUUUUUUUUGUAAUAAAAAUUUAUGAAAAAAGGCAUUCUUUUUGU